AUGCGUGUCAUCGUCGGCCUUCUGCUUUGUGUCACCAUUGUACUCUGUGUGGGUCCUGUUGGCGGAAGGAAUGUCAACAGAAGAUGUAAGGCUAAAUCGUUUACAGACACCACAUCGUCAUGCGACCAGGAACCAAACAGCAACGGGUACCCCCACGGAACUGUCUGCAUCUUCAGUUGUAGACUGGGAUGUGUGAAGGACAAAGGCGCCACACGGAGGGUAUGCAAGGUCGUGAAGCGGUCAAAAUGGUGGACUGGAGGACGGGGUUUGACGUGUUUGUGUAAACCCUGUGCACACGCCCCGCCUACCGUACCGAACACGACUGGUCCGAACUGUGCAUCCCCCUACAGUGCCGGUACCGCCUGCACCUAUCAAUGUCUCCCCGGGUUUACUAAGGCAGGCGGAGAUGACAACAAGAUAUGUGUGAAUGGGGGAUGGACGGGUGAAGACCUUGUUUGUGUCGCGAGUGAUGAGUGUGCUUCUGACCCGUGCAACAAUGGCGGCACCUGUACAGACGGAGUCAACGGUUAUACCUGUGACUGUGCGGCAGGAUAUGAAGGGGACAACUGUGAAACAGAUAUCGACGAGUGUGCUUCUGACCCAUGCAACAAUGGCGGCACCUGUACGGACGGAGUCAAUGGUUAUACCUGUGACUGUGCGGCAGGAUAUGAAGGGGACAACUGUGAAACAGAUAUCGAUGAGUGUGCUUCUGAUCCAUGCAACAAUGGCGGCACCUGUACGGACGGAGUCAAUGGUUAUACCUGUGACUGUGCGGCAGGAUAUGAAGGGGACAACUGUGAAACAGACAUUGACGAGUGCGAAAGUGAUCCCUGUGAGAAUGGGGGAACGUGUGUCGAUGACAUCAACGGUUAUAUCUGUGAUUGUGCGGAGGGAUAUACAGGGGACGAUUGUGAAACAGAUAUUGAUGAGUGUGCUUCUGACCCAUGCAACAAUGGUGGCACCUGUACGGACGGAGUCAACGGUUAUACCUGUGACUGUGCGGCAGGAUAUGAAGGGGACAACUGUGAAACAGACAUUGACGAGUGCGAAAGUGAUCCCUGUGAGAAUGGGGGAACGUGUGUCGAUGACAUCAACGGUUAUAUCUGUGACUGUGCGGCAGGAUAUGAAGGGGACAACUGUGAAACAGACAUUGACGAGUGCGCAAGUGAUCCCUGUGAGAAUGGGGGAACGUGUGUCGAUGACAUCAACGGUUAUACCUGUGACUGUGCGGCAGGAUAUGAAGGGGACAGCUGUGAAACAGAUAUCGAUGAGUGUGCUUCUGAUCCAUGCAACAAUGGUGGCACCUGUACGGACGGAGUCAACGGUUAUACCUGUGACUGUGCGGAGGGAUAUGAAGGGGACAACUGUGAAACAGAUAUCGAUGAGUGUGCUUCUGACCCAUGCAACAAUGGUGGCACCUGUACGGACGGAGUCAACAGUUAUACCUGUGACUGUGCGGCAGGAUAUGAAGGGGACAACUGUGAAACAGACAUUGACGAGUGCGCAAGUGAUCCCUGUGAUAAUGGCGGAACUUGUUUCGAUGACAUCAACGGUUAUACCUGUGACUGUGCGGCAGGAUAUGAAGGGGACAACUGUGAAACAGAUAUCGAUGAGUGUGCUUCUGAUCCGUGCAACAAUGGCGGCACCUGUACAGAUGGAGUCAACGGUUAUACCUGUGACUGUGCGGCAGGAUAUGAAGGGGACAACUGUGAAACAGAUAUUAAUGAGUGUGCUUCUGAUCCCUGUCAAAAUGGCGGCACCUGUACAGACGGAGUUAACGGUUAUACCUGUGACUGUGCGGCAGGAUAUGAAGGGGAUAGCUGUGAAACAGAUAUCGAUGAGUGUGCUUCUGAUCCGUGCAACAAUGGCGGCACCUGUACGGACGGAGUCAACGGUUAUACCUGUGACUGUGCGGCAGGAUAUGAAGGGGACAACUGUGAAACAGAUACCAAUGAGUGUGCUUCUGAUCCAUGCAACAAUGGCGGCACCUGUACAGACGGAGUCAACGGUUAUACCUGUGACUGUGCGGCAGGAUAUGAAGGGGACAACUGUGAAACAGAUAUCGAUGAGUGUGCUUCUGACCCGUGCAACAAUGGUGGCACCUGUACAGACGGAGUUAACGGUUAUACAUGUGACUGUGCGGCAGGAUAUGAAGGGGACAACUGUGAAACAGACAUUGACGAGUGCGCAAGUGAUCCCUGUGAGAAUGGGGGAACUUGUGUCGAUGACAUCAACGUUUAUACCUGUGAUUGUGCGGAGGGAUAUACAGGGGACCAUUGUGAAACAGAUAUCGAUGAGUGUGCUUCUGAUCCGUGCAACAAUGGUGGCACCUGUACAGAUGGAGUCAACGGUUAUACCUGUGACUGUGCGGCAGGAUAUGCAGGAGAUAACUGUGAAACAGUUGUCGUUGAUGGCCACUGGGCAUCAUGGGGAUCCUGGGUAAGUUGUGACGUCACAUGUGGGGGCGGAGUCCAGACUAGAACCAGGACCUGUACCAACCCUGCACCGACUAUCGGAGGGACGGACUGUGUAGGGAACCCAUCCCAGACCCGGCCAUGUAAUGACUGGCAGUGUCCAGAUUGUAGUCGUGUUUGCGAGGAAGGGACACUGACCGCUGCCUGUGACACCUGUACCUGUGACGGCCAUGUACUCACCGGACACGUGACAGACAACAGACGUGUGCCACUCAGUGAUGCGGACAUCUUCUACGCUGAGAAUCCGCUCGACAGUGUUGCCUCUACCGAUGGGAUGGGAGACUUCAUGUUGUCCGGGGCUUGCGCACAAGGUGUAGAGAUCAUCGUGAGAAGGACGGGGUAUUUCGAAGCUCGUGCGAACUCCACACAACAUAAUGCCACGACGUCGUCCGUGAGAGUCAACAUGACAGCUAUAGUGAAACCGAUCAUAACUGAACAUCCACAAUCGAAAAAGAGAAUCGCUGGUCAGGACGUCACGUUCUGCUGUGCAGCACAUGGCAGCCCCACGAUCUCUUCAUACGAAUGGUUCAAAGACGGACAGGUGCUAGAUCAGGCCAUGUAUGACUACAACGACACCCUCACCAUUGAAGGUCUGACUGUAGACGACUCCGGCGUGUAUCGGUGUCGAGCCAACAGCGAUGCCGGGGCCAAAUAUUCACAGGAGGCAACACUUGAGAUCGAAGAAAGCGACAUGAGCUCCUGUCCAGCACAGCCCGAAGAGAACGUGAUCAGCCUUCCUGAUGACUGCGUGCAGGAGGACACCAACAGUACCGGGUACGACAUCGGCACCUGCGGAGGGGACGACUGUGUCGGAGACUUGGGUGGAGAGGACAAGAUGUGUGUAGACACCAAGAGAUUCUGCUGCGUUCCUACCAGUACAGAGACACGUACGGUACAGUGUUCUGGUUAUAGUUUGAAUGUCACCGUUACAACAGAAUGCGGGUGUGGGAGCUGUGUUAAAACCUUUACCAAACGUAUCCAGGGUCGUGCCUACGGUGUGAACAAUACAAACAACGCCAGCACAGAGGUGCCGCUCACGUUUGGUGCAGUUAUCAAGGACGGACAGGUAGUGGAUUACACCAGUGAUACAGGGGCGUUUGAAUUUACCACACAAACGACUGCUAGUAAGAUUUCCUUGACGUUUCGAGAUUAUUUCAAGGAGUUGGUGACUAGUACCAGAGUGCUUUCCCUUACCGAUAGUGACACGUUAAACUUUGAUGUUGUUCUGAAGUUGAGACCUCCUCCGGUAACGUUAAUGAGUUCAGAGACAAGUGUCAUAGACUUGGGGACAGUGGAUGGGGUUGAUCCUCUUGCAGAGGUAGAUAUUCCCGCUAAUUCCUUCUUCACGGCGGAAGGGAAAGCGUAUGAGGGGGAGGUAAAGGCCUCUGUAUCGUUCAUUGACCCCAGAAAUCCUGACGACUUUGAUUUUAUCCAAGGAGAGCUAACAGCUGUUGACGUAGAGGGGGAAGAAAAUACAAUGCAGACCUUCGGUAUGUUCAAUAUGGACUUUGAAACUGAAGACGGCGACGUCCUAGAACUCGGCGCCAAUCUUACCGUCCACAUAGAUCCCUCUCAGUCAAAUAUUGACAUCAAUUACGUGGAUGAAAAUGGUAAUUUGAGAACGAAGAUAUGGAUUUUGGAUACUGAGAGUGGUCUAUGGCAAGAGGCGGGAAAUCUUAGGGUGGGUUCAGCAUCAAGGAGGAGGAAAAGGUCAACAUUCAUCAUCGGGGAGUUUGAGUACGUUGCUGAUAGUCCGUGCAAUUUUGAUCGAAUUGAACCGUAUGAAAGGCGCUGCUACGUCAAGGUCCACGCCUACGAUAGUGUUGAAAGCUUCCUCCGUACCAUGGCCACAGGCAGAGCUACAGGUGUUGUCAAUGGUGCAGACGUUGCAGUGAUAACAACGAGCAACAGGGGUGGAUUCAGUUACGGUAACUCCUUGAGUGUGUAUCGAACUGGAAGAAUAUACGGGAAAGAUGGGAUAUGCUUAGAAACCCUUUGCGAGCCCAGCGGCAAUGAUUUCAGUGCUAAAGUUCAUGUGGUGAAAUCUAGAAUGCAUUUCAAGGCAGUGGACAAAAGUCUGUAUUCAGGAUUUAGCACAGAUCUCUACAAUAGUAUUGAUGUGCAAGACGAUAGUAAAACUUUGAGCUUUGAUGUGUUUAGACCAGAGCAUAGUAAUGGUCCCGUGUACAGAUAUAACGAUAGAGUUCGCGUCCGAAGCCGAUGGUGGUAUUGGUAUUAUUAUUAUGUUAACAGAUGCUCUAGCUCGACGGUAGCUGACAAUCACUUUGCCUUUGUAAACACCGCGUAUCAACCAUACGUCUUCCCACCGUACACUUUCGAUCAGAACCAGUACAGUCAACCGAUUACUGUCACGUCUUGGUACCCCAAUGAAAACGACCUUAAAGAGGUUUGCUUAAUCAAAGUCUACGUGAAAUUUCAGAACGAGCAUGCAACCACCGAAAUUCGCGUUACGAGUAAGGGUGGAGGCGUGUAUGAGCCUAACACUGGUGUAACCUAUGGUAUCAGAGAGGAUAGGACAACGUCAAAUCCCAAUGAUCCAACAUCAGGUUUUGUCUGUGUUGAAUUCAAAUGCCCAGGUCCAAUUCUCGAGACCCAAACUAGUGGUACUAGCCCCCAGCCUCCUUACCCUGGGGCAAACGACAAUACUAGAAUAACUAUUGUCGCAAGGAGCAGUAUUUGUCACUAUGAUAGACGGUUUUCGUCCAGAACAACAGAGGGGAUAGACAAUGACUUACUGAAUGAUGUAAGCGACGUUGUCAGAGAUGGGAACACCAUUGAAUUCACUGUUCCCAACGGUAACGACUUCGGUAGGGACCAGGGCAUUUUUAUCCAGACAGGCAGCGGAGAUACCGGUUAUCGCAAGGCUUUAGAAUAUUGCCGCAGUGGGUCUGACGCCGGUGGGUUUGGAAAGCCACUCGUUUAUGAAAACUUCCAUGCCAUCAGGUUUAAUUGCCCUGAUGUUUAUGAGGGUCCUACCACUGAGGAACCAUGGACCACUGUCCCUGACAGCAGCACAUGGAACAUCGGCAGCACACAUGAUCCAUGGACCACUAGCCCUGACAGCAGCACACAUGAUCCAUGGACCACUAGCCCUGACAGCAGCACACAUGAUCCAUGGACCACUAGCCCUGACAGCAGCACACAUGAUCCAUGGACCACUAGCCCUGACAGCAGCACACAUGAUCCAUGGACCACUGGCCCUGACAGCAGCACACAUGAUCCAUGGACCACUAGCCCUGACAGCAGCACACAUGAUCCAUGGACCACUAGCCCUGACAGCAGCACACAUGAUCCAUGGACCACUAGCCCUGACAGCAGCACACAUGAUCCAUGGACCACUAGCCCUGACAGCAGCACACAUGAUCCAUGGACCACUAGCCCUGACAGCAGCACACAUGAUCCAUGGACCACUGGCCCUGACAGCAGCACACAUGAUCCAUGGACCACUAGCCCUGACAGCAGCACACAUGAUCCAUGGACCACUAGCCCUGACAGCAGCACACAUGAUCCAUGGACCACUGGCCCUGACAGCAGCACACAUGAUCCAUGGACCACUAGCCCUGACAGCAGCACACAUGAUCCAUGGACCACUAGCCCUGACAGCAGCACAAAUGACCCAUUGACCACUGACCCUGACAGCAGCACAUGGAACAUCGGCAGCACACAUGAACCAUGGACCACUGGCCCCAAGAGUAGCACACAGGAUAGCAAUAAUCCCUGGACCGUUGAUCCUGAUUAUAGAGGAUGAUGACAACCCACCCUCCCCGUGUCAGUGUAGAUUAGGUUUAUUAGCAGCUAGCUGGUGCCGACACUUCUUAAGGUGCUAAGGUAACAUCUUUUCAGAGUCACUGACGAAAGAUAACAGAUGCUUCCUGAAACUGACUGUUUCCAAAAUCAUAUCCCGUUGCUUGAGUAAUUGCUAUUUGGCGUGGAUUAUAAUGAUAUUUGGUAUGUGGAUGAGGUUAGGAAGACGAAGGUCAUUGUCGAUUUGGUGCCCCUAGUGUGAGUUCCGCAGAAAUUCCGUAUUUUUGAUGCCGGACAUGCUAUGCAGCUAUGGUCUUGAUUUUUUUUGCAAACUUGGAAAAAGAUUGCUUUUGAGUAGUGGUGUAGGUUUGGGCCCCUAGCAUUUUGCUCUGGAAUAUUUUUGGGGCAUUUUUGUUUAAAAAUUUCAAGGAGGAUAACUGAGCAAAGGAAAAAAAUAAUGCAUUCCAAGAUCUUCGGUAUGCAGGUAGCCUCGAGAGAGAAGUAUGAAAUUAAAUACGAAUUAGGAAUUGAAUAAUGAAUGAUAAAAAUCUGUAAUAUUAGACUACUGUUGUCUAUCUUAGGACUUCCAUAUAUGUAACGCAUGUAGUUUAUGGCGGGUGGGAAAAUGGCAGUUACAUGUACCUAUUCAUUCAUUAAUCAUAUCAUGCCAAUAAGAGUCUAAUUUGCAUAAUUAAUUCCUUAUUGAUAAAUUGUGGGAAUUACAUUUUAGUUACCAAUACAUGCGAGACAGCAUUUGAAAACGGGAAGCCAAUUCUCUGAUUGGCUGACAGCUGGUCGGGG
Branchiostoma floridae (Florida lancelet) is the source of this 7040-nucleotide messenger RNA. RefSeq lists its product as uncharacterized. Gene Ontology annotation, molecular function: Notch binding; calcium ion binding. Gene Ontology annotation, biological process: Notch signaling pathway. Bases 1 to 6243 code for a protein of 2080 amino acids. The transcript has 26 exons. Lineage: Eukaryota; Metazoa; Chordata; Leptocardii; Amphioxiformes; Branchiostomatidae. The record is from RefSeq and is a predicted model, not a curated record.